AUGAAAUCAAGCGCAAAACCAAAAUCUCAUCUCCCUCAACCCUUAAAAUCUUUACCUAACGAUGUCAAGGGAAAGAGAAAGCUAGUCGAGGAGUCUAACGUACCAACCAAUAAGUCGAUGUAUAAUUCUAAGAGAGUGGAGAGAGAAUUCAUCAAAAAUCAAAUCAAAUCUAAACGAAAACAAUCCGAUUUAAAAGAGACAAAACCACAACAUAAUAAGAUUAAAGUUUUCACCAUUAAAAGGAAAGAUGAAACUACUUUAAUUAAGAGAACUUAUUUGGUUAUUCAUGAUGAGCAGUUUGACAACGAAUGGUACAUCGACAGUGGUUGCUCACGUCAUAUGACUGGGAGAAAGGAAGAGCUAAGAGAGUUUCAUGCACUGAAAAAUGGUGGAAAUGUAAUAUAUGGUAACAACUCGUUUGGAACGAUCAAAGGAUAUGGGAUGAUUACGAAUGGAGAUUUCUCAAUACGAAAGGUGGAUUAUGUGGAAGGACUACAACACAGCCUAAUGAGUGUUUCUCAAUUGGUAGCUUGA
Messenger RNA from Lactuca sativa (garden lettuce), 534 nucleotides. The record is from RefSeq and is a predicted model, not a curated record. NCBI's taxonomy places the organism in Eukaryota, Viridiplantae, Streptophyta, Magnoliopsida, Asterales, Asteraceae.